Molecule: messenger RNA, 3087 nt
Organism: Sorghum bicolor (sorghum)
Lineage: Eukaryota; Viridiplantae; Streptophyta; Magnoliopsida; Poales; Poaceae
Product: small G protein signaling modulator 1
Exons: 12
Coding region: 504-2573 (689 amino acids)
Biological process (GO): activation of GTPase activity
Molecular function (GO): GTPase activator activity
Source: RefSeq, a predicted model, not a curated record
CAAAACCGGAAUUCUGCAAGUCCGAGGGGACUCAGUCGACUUGACGCGAGAGGGUUUUCCCCUCCUCCUCCUCCGUCUUCUCUCUCCUCCCGCGAUUCUAUUAGUACUAUACUACGCCGCUAAUAAUCAGUCGUGCGGCAUCGUCGGCGACCUUGCCGCCGGCGACGCGGUUACACAACUAACCCGGGGCUUUUGAGCUACAGCCUUCUCUCGUGGCUUGUGGGGGAGGGCAUAUCCCCUUCCUCCCUCCCUCUUCGUCGUCGCUGCCCUCUGCUGCGACUGGACUGGCGUGGAGUGGAGAUCCAUCCACCCGCACUUGCCACGAUCUCUUCCUUCCCGUGCCGUUGGUCGCGGAUUUGCUUGCUCUGGUGCGUGCGCCGCCCGGCAACCCAAUCCUGGUUGGGUUCGAUUUGCUUCGCCUUCGUUCGUCUUCAGCGCUUGAGAUCAGUUUAACCGGCGCGGUUUGGUUGUCCGAAGGCUUCUAGAGUCCAAGUGGGACCCCCAUGCCCCAAGUGAAGUCCGGCUACGAUGGCGCCGGCGGGGACUACAUUAAGUGGAUGUGCGGCGCCGCCGGCGGGCGUCCGGGCGGCGCCAUGACCCACCUCCAGCGCGGCGUCGGCUCCCUCGUUCGUGACAUCGGCGACCCCUGCCUCAACCCCUCCCCAGUUAAGGGAAACAGAAUGCUCAAACCAGAAAGAUGGCACGCAUGUUUUGACAGUGAUGGGAAGGCUAUAUGUUUCCGUAAAGCCCUUAAAUUCAUUGUCUUAGGAGGCGUGGAUCCUUCUAUUCGAGCAGAAGUUUGGGAAUUUCUUAUUGGCUGCUAUGCCUUAAGUAGCACGUCGGAGUAUAGGGGAAAACUAAGAGCUGCUCGAAGGGAGAAAUAUCGUUAUUUAAUUAAGCAAUGCCAGAGCAUGCAUACAAGCAUCGGUACAGGUGAGCUUGCAUACUCUGUUGGAUCAAAGCUGAUGGAUGUCAGGACCUUGCCCAAAGAAACUGAAGCUGGAGAAGUCAGCACAAGUCAGCAAGCUGAACAUCAAGUGCCUUGCAGUUCAGCAGAAAAUUCGAAUUCGAUUUAUGGGUCUGGUGGCACAACUCAGCCUCAGAAAAGGAAAAUUUGUAGUAAAUCAGCUGAAACAGUUGGUUUCAAUGAACAUAAUGAUAGCUCUAGAUGUUCUGGAGAUUAUGAUGACAUUGGUGAACCAAGGUAUGACAGUGAGGCCUUCAUCGAUUUUCCUUCCCUAACUGGUACAAACUUGUUCGCAAAUGGUGAUGGGGAUAGCAAUGGAGUUGAAGAAAAUCAUUGCAGUUUCUUGGUUCCUGAAGAUAGGAUAAGGCCUCGUGAUGAACGCAUGCACAGCUUCCAGAUCAAUAAUAACAUAGAUCUCAUAAUAGAGUCAAAUACAUUAUCCAGUGAUAUAUUUCGACCUAGCAGCAGUGACUCAGCCAUCUUUCACUCGGAUGCGUAUAAGCAUGAUAGAUGGUUAGACAAUACUAGCUAUAGUAAAGAAAUUACAGAUUCCUUGAGGAUAUCUGAUGCACCAGAAGCAGAUUUAGUUGAUGGAACCAAAUCAAAUGGUUCAAUAGCUGACAAAGAUAGAGUCUCUGAAUGGCUUUGGACACUGCAUCGAAUUGUGGUUGAUGUGGUGAGAACAGAUAGCCACCUUGAUUUCUAUGGAGAAUCAAGGAAUAUGGCUAGAAUGUCUGAUAUACUUGCUGUUUAUGCAUGGGUUGAUCCUUCCACUGGGUACUGUCAAGGUAUGAGUGAUCUGCUGUCACCUUUUGUUGUCAUAUACGAGGAUGAUGCGGAUGCCUUUUGGUGCUUUGAGAUGCUACUGAGAAGGAUGCGUGAAAAUUUCCAGAUGGAGGGGCCAACAGGAGUUAUGAAGCAAUUGCAAGCAUUGUGGAAGAUCAUGGAACUGACAGAUGUUGAAUUAUUUGAACAUUUGUCAGCAAUUGGUGCUGAAAGCCUUCAUUUUGCUUUUCGGAUGCUGCUAGUGCUUUUUCGUCGAGAGCUGUCUUUUGAGGAAUCACUUUUGAUGUGGGAGAUGAUGUGGGCUGCUGAUUUUGAUGAAGAAGCAGUCAGGCGUUUAGAAGAGAACUGUCUAGAACCAUUGCUAGUAGAUCUGAGCAAUGGCUUGUCAUGUGAAGUCAAAGAAGUGCAUCGGACCAACAGUUCCACAAGAAGAAAACCCAAGACCAGGAAAUCCCAUCUUAGAAAUGGUGAAAUAUGUGGAGCUUGCCACCCUGGAAUGAAAUCCAGUACAAGAAAUCAUCUCUGUGGCUUGUCAGGUGCUACAAUAUGGGCAAGGCCUCAGAUGCCACAUCCAAGUGCAAAUGUGCUACCAAAGAGUGGAGAUUACGAACUGCCUAUAUUCUGUGUGGCGGCAAUCUUGAUAAUCAAUCGCCACAAGAUAAUAAGAGGGACUCGCUCAAUAGAUGAUGCAAUCAAGAUGUUCAAUGAUAAUGUGCUCAAAAUAAAUGUAAAAAGAUGCGUACGCUUGGCCAUCAAGCUGAGGAAGAAGUACUUGUACAAGUCAUUGAAAGGAGGCUCUAGUGAUGAUAAAGAAAGUUGAAGAGCCUGCAUUUCCCAUGUAGGGAAAAAAAAACUAGAUAUUUCUCCAUCAUGCAUUGCUAUCUAGGUGUGGUGGAGCAGUAUUGACCUGAAGUCUGGUACAUCUCCAAGAUCCGGCAGUAUUCAGGAUUGCAAGGAAAUCUGUACAUAUUAUACUUGAAAACAACAGAUGAAGCUGUGGAAGUAAAGAAAAGAGAUCAAUUCCACCGAAUGUCUGUAUUUCUGGUGUUGUCAUUGUUUUUACUGUUCCCAUUUGGCAGGGUCCCAUACUCCCAUGUCCUCUAUGAUUUUGUAUUUAUCGAUCUCGAGGUUUGAGUGGGGUGUAGCCUGUUCAUGGCAUGCCAACCACGCCUAAUAAGAAUGAAAAGAAAGAGGUAGAUUUGUACACAAUAUGAGCGGAGCAAUGCAUUCUUUGGAGCAAGACACGUGUUGAAACGGUGAUGUUUUUCCAACCUUUGUAUAUAAACCCAAAUGAGCCAUUUUCUUCUGGCAUGCGAUCCUAUCGAUGUUUUAAA